UAUAGAUAUAUGGAGCAGGAAUCCAGCAGCUGCAGGAGAUAAAUUUACUGGAAUGAAUGCAUAAAUCUCAGGCCCACCACACAUGUGUUGGAACUGAGAUUAAUGUAUUCAUUCUUCUUUAUUUCCUGCGUCUGCUGAAUUUCUUCUUUUUCUGAUGUUUUGUGCUGUUGUGUUCUGAUACCUUUAUUAGGUCCAACUAUGUCGAUGCUAUUCUCUGAGAUCUUGGGUUGAUCUUUGUAAGAGUAUUCCCCUAUUAAAGUUAGAUUAUUCUAAAACCAACACAAGUACCUGCAGUUUCUGUGUGUUUCAGGAAAAUGGUAUAAUCCUAAAUGUAGGCAUGUUUGCUGUGAUAACCCAUGCUACAAGCCAGUAUUAAGUUGUUAUAUUACACCCGCAUAACACUGUCAGGUCUAUUAUAAUUACCAAUCUGUUUUAUACUUGGAAUUAUUAUGUAUGGGUUUUGUUUUUUCAAUGGGUUACUCCCUUGCACCACCGUUCUCAAGCAUCUCCAAGGGAUGGAGAGAACCCAUUCUUCAGUCACAUGUGGCUUUUUGUAUACAGCUCAGCACAGUCCUGUUGUGUGUAAUUAAACUGGAGCUGCUUAGCCUCGUGGCCUUUUCCCCAAUUAGAUAGCCGAAAAAAUGUUUGAUAAUAUCAAAUCCUGGGCUGAAUAUAUUGUGGAAUGGGCUGCAAAGGAUCCCUAUGGAUUUCUUACAACAGUGAUUCUAGCCCUUAUGCCCCUAUUCUUAGCAAGUGCAGUACUGUCAUGGAAACUAGCAAAAAUGAUUGAAGCCAGGGAGCGAGAGCAAAAGAAGAAGCAGAAGCGCCAGGAAAAUAUUGCUAAGGCUAAACGAACAAAGAAGGACUAAGAGGUCAAUCCUACUGGACAGAACUUUUCUAAACAAGGCACUGUUUUUACAUUUCUAUCUUUUUGUGUUGUGAUCUUUAUGGGAGGUAGACAUGCAUCAAUUUGAGAAAUCCUGAAAUAAUGUGUCCUUUUUAUGUUGUCAUUAAUUUUAAUAGCUUUUUAAGGAGUAUUGUCCUGGGACUUAUUUUCUAAUUUGGGAUGUAUUUGUAAGCAAAAUGUAAGUUACAAUACAUGUACAGAAUGUAUUUGUAAAAUAAGAAUUACAUUUUUUUUAAAUUAAAGAUCUAACUGCUUAUGAUUUUAUGGUACAGAAUCUAUAUGCUCUGCUCUUUAAUAUUCUUUUCUAUAACCUUAAAUGGUAAUGAGGUAUACUUAUUUGUAUAUAAGUCUGAUUUCAUAGUAAAAGUCAAUAUGUUCAACUUUCAUUGAUUAACUGGUUUGUAGGAAUUGUACUAUGGAACUGAUUGUAUGUAGUUCACAGAAGGAGAUGACUUCCUGUUGUUUUUUUUUUUUUUUUCAGGGCGGGGUGGGGAGUUGGGUGCAUGUAAAUGGCGGCAGUCCUUACCUGCAAGAUGUUUUGGGAAAAAAUGUGAAGUAUGACCACCUGUAUGGCUUAUGAUGGACCAAUAAUUGGGAAUAAUGGCUUUGACACUAGAGCACUAUUCUGUAAACUGAUAGGAUUAUUAGAUGCUGUUUCAUUCUGUUCAUACAAAAAGCAGACUGGUGAUAUACUAGGAAAAUGACAGCACUGCAACAUUUAAGUAAACUUGUAUCUAAGAAGACAGCAGGCAUAGUAGCAAUCGAAAGUGGGGCUACAAACUGAAAUGAAUGUCUCUUGACUGAACUUGGCUUGGCUCUUCCUAUUUAAAUGCAUCAUUAUUAGGUCUAGUAAAGGUGCUAUACAUUAUCAGGUCCUUAACAAUGUGCUAAGGUAAGAUUUAACAGGCCCCUAUUUGUGUGGCCUUUCUGCAACUCAGAAAAGGAAACCAGUUCUUUCACUAUCCUCUUUCUUCCUUCAAGAAUGAAAUGGAAUGCUUUUUCCUAUUUUAAACUAACCACGGUUUCCUAUAACAGCUGAACAGAGGAAGCUGUUGUUAUUUUAAACUAUGGCUUAAGAACUAGUAUUUGAAAAGUGUGGUUUCCUGUGAAAUCUGAACCAAACCACAGCUUCCUAAGACAAGGUGGGAGCAGAUGGAGGCUCAUUUGUGGCAGACAACAAAUGGCUGGUGACAUACUUUCAGCUUGGGGCGGCAUUUCAAUGAUGCCAUUGUUAUAUUUCUAAUUAAGCCCUGUUUGUUGCAGAGGACCAUACUUAAAAGCAAGGCUUUUUAGAAUCAGCUGUUAAUUUAACACCCUAUAAGUAUGCAUAGGUGUUGUGCUAUUCCUGUUUGAACUGCUGUGCUUACUGUUGCAGCAUUUGUAUACUGAAAGCAUACUGAAAUCAGCAGAAUCUACUCUGAGUUACAAGCCAGUUGUAAAGAUAGUACAAUACUGUAGCUAUGGAGAAACUGGGAUUACAUGCAUCUGUAGUGCAUUAUACUUACAACCAUCCUUUCUGCCACAACAGCUCCAUAUUAUAUCACUGUCAAAGAAAAGGUUCAUGAGCAUUGACUAAUGUAGUUGGAGUGGUUGAAAUCCUGAAUAUGUACUGAGUUUGUGGCAUGACUUGUGACAAGUGAUGCUGAAAGGGCCAAUACACGUUUACAUCAUUCCUACUGAUGUAAGGACUGAUGAGGCUAGGAAACCUAAGGCAUAAUCUAGUAAUUGCUGGCAUCUCCUCUGAUGCAUUACAAGACUGAAGCAUCCAGUAUAAUUGCGUGUGCGCUUUAAAAAUUGUUUGGGCCAUGUCUGCUCAUAUGAAUAUUAAUGUACUGACUACAGGAAACGUAUGGAACAGCAUUCAUCCCACUGAAAAUUUCUACUGUCAAUAAACCAUACUUUAAAAUUGGUUUUAGUUUGUAAGCAUACCAAAAAAUUAUUACAGAAAGACAUGUAACUGUAGUGUGUGGUUCUAUAAAUAGUCUGAAAACAAUGAAAGAACAUUGUUCAAGUGGAAUUUGCCUUCUCAUCUAGAUGCAGCUGGCUAUAUUUGUAUACAUUUACGUGAUGGAUCAUAGCUAAUGGCACUGUUUGA
Molecule: messenger RNA, 3002 nt
Organism: Varanus komodoensis (Komodo dragon)
Lineage: Eukaryota; Metazoa; Chordata; Lepidosauria; Squamata; Varanidae
Gene: SMIM15
Product: small integral membrane protein 15
Exons: 3
Coding region: 642-869 (75 amino acids)
Source: RefSeq, a predicted model, not a curated record